GCGAAUCUAUGUGUUUGUGGUUUUGUGUGUAGUAAAUUUUGUUGUGUGUGUGGAAUCUAUUCAGUGUUCAAAUGUAACAAGUAACAUUUCACCAUACUAUCACCUGUGAAAUCCAGUGCAGCUCUCAAGUCUCGACUUGCUCGAUGUUGUUGAAGGAGUUCACGUGGCAGUUCCUCAAGCACACGGCCCCCAGCCGCCGCCACCUGACCCCCGAGCUGCUGCUGCGUCUGGUGACCCCCGCGUGUCCCCUGUGGGCCGCGCGCGUCGAGGACUGUCCCUUCCCUGACCCCUUCUGGGGGUUUUAUUGGCCCGGGGGUCAGGCUACUGCUAGAUAUAUCUUGGACAAUAUGGAGACAGUCAAGGAUCGGCGCGUGUUGGACGUGGGCUGCGGCUGCGGCGCGGGCGCCAUCGCGGCUGCCAUGAGCAACGCUCAACGAGUUGUCGCUAACGACAUUGAUCCUUAUGCAGUAAUGGCUACGAAAAUUAACGCAGAACUAAAUAAAACAAAAGUGGAAACUGACACAAAUAACUUUGUUGGUAGUAGCUGUAACGAUUUUGAUGUAAUUUUGAUUGGAGAUAUGUUUUAUGAUGAAGAGUUCGCCAGUUUACUGUUUGGCUGGCUCCAUAAACUGACUGCUGAUAAUAAAUUGGUAAUUAUAGGGGAUCCAGGGCGGCACGGCUUGACGGCGAGCAGGAAAAACCAGAUGACUUUACUAGCUAGCUACGAACUACCGAAGGAGGCUCGCGAUGAAAAUAACGGCUUCACUCACACCACUGUGUGGCGGUUGAAUAAAUUGUGAUUUAAAAAGGAGUUUGAAUAUUUUAGUAUGGAGUCUGGCCUACCUAUAAUGUACGCCAUUUUCUUUUUUUUCAAAAUAGCGGUCAUGCAUAAACUCUGUACUUAUCAAUGGCUGGCAUCAAUACCAACAAGUAUUGUAUGAGACAA
Messenger RNA from Maniola jurtina (meadow brown), 946 nucleotides. Its product is annotated as electron transfer flavoprotein beta subunit lysine methyltransferase-like. The transcript is spliced from 5 exons. Gene Ontology annotation, cellular component: mitochondrial matrix. The record is from RefSeq and is a predicted model, not a curated record. Gene Ontology annotation, molecular function: protein-lysine N-methyltransferase activity. The coding region runs from base 144 to 800 and encodes 218 amino acids. Gene Ontology annotation, biological process: peptidyl-lysine trimethylation. Lineage: Eukaryota; Metazoa; Arthropoda; Insecta; Lepidoptera; Nymphalidae.